GUGAGUGGGGCAGAGAGAGAUAAUUGGCAGAGAAGGCGACGCGGCUGCUACAUACACCUUUGUGUAAUGACGUCACGGGAACGAGGGCUCGGAAACUCUUGUGGCCGCAAAAGGCAGGAUGUUGCAGUGGUGACAGCGGGGAACAAAAUGUCUGGAGGCUGGAAGCAGGGACCCCAAGUGGCUGUUCAGGAGCAGUGUGACAACACUAAAGAAAUAAAGAAGAGACGAUCCAGUGAAACAGAUGUCCCUGAUCGUAUCCAUCAAGAAGUGGAAAGUUGCUAUCAGCUCAAGAUGCCCGAAGACUUCUAUCACUUCUGGACGUUUUGUGAGAAACUGGAUCCUGACAUGCCAUGUGAUGCACUUAAAUCAAGCAUUGGACUUCAGCUAGUUGGACCAUAUGACAUUCUUGCUGGAAAACACAAAAAAGCAAAUAGAUCAGAAGAUGUGGACUUCAAUCUUCACUGGAGGUUUUUUUUUGAUCCUCCUGAAUUCCAGACUAUCAUUAUUGGAGACAGUAAAAUGCAAUAUCAUAUGGGGUAUUUCAGGGAUAUGCCAGAUGAACCUCCAGUGUGUGUUGGUGAAAAUGAAGCCAAGAAAGGCUGUACAAUUUCUCAAGUUGGUGACAAUAUAUUUGCUGCUGUAAAGUUAUUUUUGACCAGAAAGCUUAAGGAAUUGACUGAUAAAAAGAAAAGCGGCAUUUUGAAAGAUUUAGAUGAAAAAUUAACGAAAACAGCAAAAGAAUUGGGUUAUUUGUUGGAGCAAAAAACCAUGAAGAUGAAACAGAGAGAUAAGAAAGUGGUAACCAAGACAUUUCAUGGAGCUGGUCUAGUUGUCCCUGUAGAUAAGAAUGACGUUGGGUACAGAGAACUUCCUGAAUCAAAUGCUAGCCUCAAAAGAAUCUGUAAAGCCAUUGUAGAUGCUCCUAAUGAUGACCAAAGACUGAAAGCCUUUGCCCCUAUUCAGGAAAUGCUAACUUUCAUUCAAUUUGCCAAUGAUGAAUGCGAUUAUGGAAUGGGAUAUGAACUGGGCAUAGACCUCUUCUGCUAUGGGUCGCAUUACUUUCACAAGAUUAUUGGCCAGUUGCUGCCUCUUGCUUACAACUUGCUGAAGAAAAAUCUAUUUGCAGAGAUCAUUGAAGCUCAUUUAGCUAAUAGAAAAGAAGAGAAUGUAGACAGACUUGCAGCAUGACAUACAUUUAAGUAUAAUGACGUAUGAAGGCCUUUGGUUUUAUUUUUUUAAUUUUAUGUUUUGUAGUUUCUAUAUGCAAUAAACAAACAUUUUUCUAAACAA
Messenger RNA from Elgaria multicarinata webbii, 1290 nucleotides. RefSeq names its product histone PARylation factor 1. NCBI's taxonomy places the organism in Eukaryota, Metazoa, Chordata, Lepidosauria, Squamata, Anguidae. The transcript is spliced from 9 exons. Gene Ontology annotation, biological process: regulation of protein ADP-ribosylation; DNA damage response. Gene Ontology annotation, cellular component: nucleus. The record is from RefSeq and is a predicted model, not a curated record. Bases 67 to 1188 code for a protein of 373 amino acids. Gene Ontology annotation, molecular function: poly-ADP-D-ribose binding; histone binding.